Messenger RNA from Macroventuria anomochaeta, 980 nucleotides. RefSeq lists its product as uncharacterized. The coding region runs from base 88 to 543 and encodes 151 amino acids. Lineage: Eukaryota; Fungi; Ascomycota; Dothideomycetes; Pleosporales; Didymellaceae. The transcript is spliced from 2 exons. The record is from RefSeq and is a predicted model, not a curated record.
CACAUUUUGCCCAGACAACUGUUAUUGCUCGUUAACUCUCUCACUCACAUCAAUACAGUUUGAAGCAGAAGUGCCUACUCCAACAAUAUGUCGGGCAGCACACCAAAGUCGAUGUCAAAUCGGCUCAUGACAAUGAAGUUCAUGCAGCGCUCAGCAGCAAAAAACGUAGCGUCCUCACCAACAACACCAAACGGCCCCGCCUCAAAGAAAGUGCGACUCUCCAAUGGUAGUUCGGCUGCUGCCGACCAACAGAUCUUGCAAUCGGCGCUCGCCGAAGAAGCGAAAAAGCAACAAGAGGCGCUCGACAAAGCUGCGCAAUACACAGGCGAAACAAAGUGGGUGCUCAGCUACAGGGAUCCACUAGAAGGCAAGCGAGGUGAUGCUCUCAGCGUCAGACAGGCAGGGUUCGCAGAGCUCGAUGCAGAGGACAGCGAAGACGAGGACGACGGGCCAGCGCAACCAAUAAGAAAACAGUACGGCGGUGGUGUAAAGCAGGCAGACGUAUGUUGCAAGAAGGCACCAAGCUCUAGCAUUGCGCGCUGACAAAAAACAGAAACCUGUGUUUGAGAAACCAGACGGCUCCGAAGGCGAGACCGAAUCCUCCUCUGAAGACGAAUACGAUUCGGACGAUCCGACCGCCGAGCUCAUACGCGAGACGAAGCGAGAAAUGUCUUCCAAGAAACGAGAAUCGCGAAAGAGCCUGGGGGGUGCAUCGCCGAGAGGAGCUUCCAGACUGGUCAACGAAGACGCCAACCUCGAUCGCUUAACCUCGCUGAGCGGAAGUCGCAAGCCUGCAGGGCGUGACAUGAGCAACAUGGAGUGCUUCAAAUGCGGGCAGAAGGGCCAUGCGAAGGCAGAUUGCCCGAACCCUGGGCGAGGCUCUGCUGGACGAGGCAGAGGUCGAGGCGGACGAAGGUAAAGAAGACGCCACGUACCUCAUAUACCUCCAACCAACCCGGACGCCUGGCGGUAUCUGGGCC